UUUGUAAGAAGGAAUGGCGACGAUCGAGGGGAAGAAGACGCUUGCUGCUCGGAGCUAAACCGACCAUACAGCGCGGGGAUCCUAAGUGUUAAAACGCAGGCUCCGCGGCUCCGCGGCGCAGUGAUGGAGGCGGCGGGACUAGAGGCCGGGGUGACGAUGACGCAGCCGGGCCUGGUCUCCCCGGCGCCCCCGGCCGCCCCGGCCCCCGGCGCGAGAGCCCGGGAGAGGAGGAAGACUCCGGCCUUCCUCUCCAACCUGGGCAAGCCCACCCUGCGCGGGAUCAGGAAGUGCCCGCAGUGCGGCGUGUACAACGGCACGCGCGGCCUGAGCUGCAAGAACAAGGCGUGCGGGGCGGUGUUCCGCGACGGGGGCGGCGGCCGGGGCGCCAAGAAGGGCGGGGCAGAGGUGGUGCGGCUGGUGAUCGACGGAGGGGGGGGCGGGGGGGCAGGAGGGGAGGCGGGCGGGGCCGGGGGCGCGGCCGGCGGGACGCAGGUCUUCUCGGUGCGCCAGAGGGGCCGCGGCCCGGAGCAGCGGGGCUUCGUGGAGCUGACGCUGACGGACACGGCCAUCGCCACGGCGGACGGGACGGUGCUGACCCGCGUCAGCCUGGGCCGCUGCUUCCUGCCCGCCUGCCGCCAGGGCCAGGGCCAGGGCCGCGGCCACGCCCUGCCGCGCCCCCAGCAGCGCCCGGAGAGCCCGUGCGCGCACGUGAAGCUGGCGAUGGACUGCCACGCCCAGGCCGCGCCGCUGGCGCUGAAGAGCUCGGUCCUGGACUCGCUCCGGGCGUCCGCCCCGGCGCGGGAGGAGCUGUGGCAGCUGGCCACCCAGUCCCCGGGGCCCCUGGUGCAGCGCGUGUCCCGCGGCACCCUGGUGGUCAAGUGCCACGUGUCCGACUCCCACCCCCUGGGGCUCCUGCACCUCACCGUGGGAGCGGGGCGCGGCCGGGAGGGGGGCGCCGGGAAUCGGGGGUCCUGCUUCCAGUGCGCCUGUCAGGCCGGGGGGCCGGGCAGGAGGGGCGCGGGGGGGGAGUUUCCCGCGGCGGGGGGUCCGGGGGAGGUGGCGGAUUCCGACGCGGCCCCCCCCCUCGCCCCCCCGCUCUCCUGCCUGCACUUCUUCGCCUGCGUCUGCGCCUUCGCCAGCGACGACAAGCUGGCCGUGGAGUUCGCCGCCUUCCUCAACUACGACACCAACGGUGUGCAGGUGAACCCCGACUGCCCUGAGCUCUGCUCCGGUCCUCCUCCGGCGUCUGAUCCUGCCGCUCCUCACCGAUCCAAGAAACUCCGUCUGGAAGACCCGGCCCUGGCGGCCGCUCCUGCCCUGGCUGUCAGAGAGGGCGUAUCUGCCCCUGCCCUAAGGAAGGGGGGCCAGAGGAAGCACCCCAUUUCCACCGCGCCCAAAAACUCAGAAGUCCAGCCGGUCCAUGAGAGCCACGUCUCCCUGCCCUUCCGCCAGUGGUUGGCCAGCGUCACCGAGCGGAUCCACCAGACCAUGCACUUCCAGUUCCACGGUAAGCCAGAGCCGCUGGUGUUCCACAUCCCUCAGUCCUUCUUCAACGCCCUGCAGCAGAGACUCUCCCUCGGGUCCAAGAAGAGGAGACUGCCCAACUCUACCACAGCGUUUGUGCGGAACGACGCUCUGCCCCUGGGCACCUUCUCCAAGUACACCUGGCACAUCACCAACCUGCUGCAGGUGAAGCGUGUGUUCGACACGCAAGAGCUGCCCCUGGAGCUGACCCAGAGUUUCGUGAAGAACCGCGACGGGUCGUUUUCGCCCUUCCGCUGCCAGGAGGCGCCGCCCGACACGCUGACCGAGGGCUACGGCCGAGCCCCCGCCAUCCGGCCGCUCGAGCUGCGCACCUUCCUCAAAGUGGGCCCCGCCUCCUCGGAGCAGAAGGAGGCCACGCCCUUCGUGAUCGAGUGGAUCCCGGACAUCCUGCCGCGGUCCCGCGUGGGCGAGCUGCGGAUCCGCUUCGAGUACGGACACCAGCACGGGGGGGGGCCGCAGGCCGAGCUCUGCGAGGGGGGGGGCUCCCCCCCGGACCCCGCCGUCGCCGAGGUCACCCUCCCCACCCCCGCCCCCCCGAGCCUGGAGAUCAUCCGCGUCGCCAUCCCCUGA
Molecule: messenger RNA, 2115 nt
Organism: Conger conger (European conger)
Lineage: Eukaryota; Metazoa; Chordata; Actinopteri; Anguilliformes; Congridae
Gene: c12h2orf42
Product: chromosome 12 C2orf42 homolog
Exons: 9
Coding region: 124-2115 (663 amino acids)
Cellular component (GO): nucleus
Source: RefSeq, a predicted model, not a curated record